ACUAGCAGCUGUUACGCGAUAUAAAAUUAAGAAAUUUUAAAAAAUCAAUGAAAAAUAGAAAAUAAGCGGUAAAAAAUGCUUAGAAUCUGUCAUCUGAGUCGACUGGCGCAUACCCUGCACCCCUGCCGAGUUGUCACGCACUGCCAACAGCCGCCGGCGACAUGGCGAGACUUCCAUGUGAGCGCGGCGCUCUUGAAACGCCGGAAAACAGCCGAGGAGAAGAAAUCCCCCAGAAUCAUAGAGUACUCCCCCAAGAAGGCGCAGGAAGUGGCCUCGGACAUCUGGCGGCACAUGAGCGUGGCCCAAUUGGCCAAGGAGCUGGAGAGACCCCUGGAUGACGUCCAGGAGGCCAUGCUGUAUGUCAAGGGCGCCGACAACAUAGAGGCUUCCGCCAAGCUGUCCGACCUCAAGAUCAUCCAGGAAAUAGCCAAGAAGCUGGGGACCAAGACCCGCGUGGUGGCCACCCCAGAGACGGUCAACGAGGACGAUCAGCGGGAGCGCGAUGCGGCCCCUCGGCCACCUGCCCCGCCAGAGUUACUCAAACCCCGCCCACCAGUGGUCACUGUAAUGGGUCACGUGGAUCAUGGCAAGACCACGCUGCUGGACUCCCUGCGCGGCGCUGAUGUGGCUGGCGGUGAGGCGGGCGGCAUAACCCAGCACAUAGGCGCUUUUACUGUAACCCUGGAGAACGGCGAGCGGGUCACUUUCCUGGACACCCCAGGACACGCCGCCUUCAGUGCGAUGAGAGCUCGUGGUGCCGUGGCCACGGAUAUUAUUGUCCUGGUGGUGGCCGCCGAGGAUGGCGUCAUGGCGCAAACGAGGGAGGUCAUCCAGCUGGCCAAGGAGGCUCAGGUGCCCAUCAUUGUGGCACUCAACAAAAUCGACAAGCCCGAGGCGAAUAUUGAAAAAAGCAAGCGAGAGCUGGCCCAAAUGGGAUUGGCUCUAGAGGAGCAUGGCGGCGAUGUCCAAGUGAUACCCAUUUCCGCCUUGAAGGGCACCAACCUGCAGCUACUGGCCGAGGCAGUCAGCACCCAGGCCACUCUGAUGGGACUGAGAUCAGAUCCCACAGGUCUGGUCGAGGGAAUCGUGGUGGAGUCCAAGACCGAUCCACGACGUGGCAAGCUCUCCACAGCCAUCGUCUCCCGCGGCACUCUACGCAAAGGUUCCGUGCUGGUAAGCGGCCUUUCGCAUGCCAAGGUGCGCGGUCUCUUCGAUCAUAAUGGUCAGCCUCUAAGCGAGGCACCGCCAGGCACUCCCGUGGAAAUACUGGGCUGGCGCGAACUGCCCUUGGCUGGCGAUCUCAUACUCGAGGUGGAAACGGAGAAAAAAGCCCAUGCCGUGCUCAAGUUUCGCGAGCACGAGGCUCAGCGCGAGAAGAUCGAGUCAAGCAGCGAUGAUAUUCGCAGAAAAGAGGAGGAGCACCAGGCCAAGUACCGGGCGGAGCGAGAGGCUCGCCGUCUGGCAGGACGCUUUCGGGUGCGCGGUGGCCAGCGGGUCAAGCAGGUGGAUGAGAACGACGGCAAGCCAAGGGUCAGUGUCAUUAUCAAGGGCGAUGUCCAUGGUUCGGUAGAGGCCAUUCUAGAUGUCCUCGAGACGUACAGCAGCAACGACCGCUGUCGCCUGGACAUUGUGCACUAUGGCGUGGGCAACGUCACCGAGGGCGAUCUCGAGCUGGCCAAGGCCUUUGAUGCCAUUAUCUAUGCCUUUGCGGUGGAGGUUCCACAGCCUAAGGCAGCCAAAGAUGUGAAUGUGCGGAGCUACAAUAUCAUUUACCGUCUGAUUGAUGACCUGAAGGAGCAGCUGAGCAGCAAGCUGCCGCCGGUGGAGGUGGAAGAGGUGCUGGGCGAGGCCAAUGUCCUGCAGAACUUCCUCAUCAACGAGGGACGCAAAGAGGUGCCUGUGGCCGGCUGUCGCUGCACCAAGGGAUUGCUGAAGAAGGCCCAGAAGUUCCGCUUGCUGCGCGAUGGAGAAACCGUCUACGAUGGUCCCCUGGAAUCCAUGAGACACCUUAAAAACGAGGUGGACACAAUAAAGAAAGAUGUGGAGUGUGGUCUCCGCUUUAGAGACACCAAAGUGCUGCCCCAGCCCGGUGACAUCCUGCAGUGCUACACCACGCACAUGGAGGCCCAGCAAACGGACUGGGAUCCAGGUUUCUAGCUUGAACAACUGCCUCUCUGCCUCCGUUAUCGCCUUUGUAUAUUGUAUCUAUAGUUUUCUAUUAAAUACUUACUGUUU
This is a messenger RNA of Drosophila kikkawai, 2235 nucleotides long. RefSeq names its product mitochondrial translation initiation factor 2 (gene mIF2). Gene Ontology annotation, molecular function: GTP binding; translation initiation factor activity; GTPase activity. The record is from RefSeq and is a predicted model, not a curated record. NCBI's taxonomy places the organism in Eukaryota, Metazoa, Arthropoda, Insecta, Diptera, Drosophilidae. Gene Ontology annotation, cellular component: cytoplasm. Gene Ontology annotation, biological process: translational initiation.